Molecule: messenger RNA, 1080 nt
Organism: Peromyscus californicus insignis
Lineage: Eukaryota; Metazoa; Chordata; Mammalia; Rodentia; Cricetidae
Product: serine protease inhibitor A3F-like
Exons: 2
Coding region: 1-1080 (359 amino acids)
Biological process (GO): negative regulation of endopeptidase activity
Molecular function (GO): serine-type endopeptidase inhibitor activity
Source: RefSeq, a predicted model, not a curated record
AUGGCUGAGAUCUCCCCUAAAGUCCUCUGCCAACCAGAUGGCACAUUGGGAAGGGACACUGCUGUCCAGGAAAACCAGAACAACAGGACACCAGUGGACAAUCUAACAUUGACCUACACCAACACGGACUUCACCUUCAGCCUCUACAAGGAACUGGCUUUGAAGAAUACAGAUGGAAAUGUCGUCUUCUCCCCAUUCAGCAUCUCAACAGCCUUGGCCAUCCUGUCCCUGGGAGCAAGGAGCAACACCCUGGAAGAGAUUCUGGAAGGUCUCAAGUUCAGUCUCAUAGAGACCCCUGAGGCAGAUAUCCACAGGGGCUUUGGGCACCUCCUCCACAUGCUCAGUCAGCCAGGGGACCAGGUGCAGAUCAGAACAGGUAGUGCCAUGUUUAUUGAAAAGCACCUACAGAUCCUGGCAGAGUUCAAGGAGAAGGCAAGGGUGCUGUACCAGGCUGAGACCUCCACGAUUGACUUCCAGCAGCCUCAUGAGGCCAAAAAGAACAUCAAUGACUAUGUGAGCAAACAGACCCAGGGAAAGAUCAAGGAACUGAUCUCAGACCUGGAUGAGAGUUCAUUAAUGGUGCUGGUGAAUUACAUCUACUUUAAAGGGAAAUGGAACAGACCAUUUGACCCUCAUGACACAUUUGAAUCUGAGUUCCAUUUGGACAAGAAGAGAUCUGUGAGGGUGCCCAUGAUGAAAAUUGAGAAUCUAACCACACCCUACUUCCGGGAUGAGGAUCUGUCCUGCUCUGUGGUGGAGCUGAAGUACAGAGGCAAUGCCAGCGCCCUGUUCAUCCUCCCUGACGAGGGCAGGAUGCAGCAGGUGGAAGCCAGCUUGCAACCAGAGACCCUGAGGAAGUGGAAGGACUCUCUGAGGCCCAGGUGCGUGUCCACAGUACCCAGAGCUGGUCUGGCUCCCCAUCCUGCUGUUAACCCAGUGUCCCUGUACCUCAGAGUCUCACUAGCACCCGGUGUAAUGGUUGGAGAGUCAGCAGGGACAGGUGGAGCAGAGGUUACUUUCUCAGGAGUUUUUGGACAGAUUUUACUGUCAUUUUGUUGUUCACAAGAUGGCAUCAGCUAG